AUGUCCGGAGCUCCAAGCCCGCCGGGGGGCGGUGUUACUGCGCCCAACGGCCAGGCCAUGCCCCCGGGGCCCCCUUACUUCCCCACCAUCCCGCAGGUCGGCGGCAUCCCGACCGUCGGCGUCGACGUGCCCAUCUCGGCCGUCCUGCUCGCCCUCUUCGUCUGCUCCGCCGCGGUCAACAUGACCAUCUUCCAGGUCAACCGGCGGCGCGACCACAAGUUCGUCUUCUCGGCCCUGCUCUUCGGCUUCUCCAUGGCCCGCAUCGUCACCCUCGUCAUGCGCAUCGUCUGGGCCUGCCGGCCGGCCAACGUGCGCGUCGCCAUUGCCGCCUCCAUCUUCGUCGCCGCGGGGGUCCUGCUGCUCUUCAUCGUCAACCUCGUCUUCGCGCAGCGCGUCGUGCGCGCCUACCACCCGCGCCUCGGCUGGCACGCCGCCCUGCGCCUCGUCUUCCGCCUGCUCUACGCCUGCGUCGCGGCCCUGCUCGUCAUGGUCAUCACCGCCACCGUCAUCACCUUCUACACCCUCAACCCAAACACGCGCCGCAUCUGCCGCGACAUCCAGCUCUUCGCGGGUACCUUCCUCGCCUUCCUCGCCUUCCUGCCCAUCCCCGUCGUGCUGCUCGCGGCCCUGACCCCGCGCCGCGGGGGCCGCCCCGUCGACAAGUUCGGCCAGGGCCGCAUGCGCACCAAGGUCGCCCUCAUCCUCUUCACGGCCAGCCUGCUGACCCUCGGCGCCGGCUUCCGCAUCGGCACGAGCUACGACCUGCGCCUGCGGCCCGCCUGGUUCCACCACCGCGCCUGCUUCUACUGCUUCAACUUCGUCAUCGAGCUCGUCGUCGUCUUCACCUACACCGCCACGCGCUUCGACCGCCGCUUCCACGUGCCCGACGGCAGCUCCGGGCCCGGGGACUACACCGCCCGUGCCGCCGCCGCCGCCGCCGCGGGUGGUGCCGGUGCCGCAGGCGGCCUGCAGCGGAGGAAGAGCUUCGCCGACCGGGUCAACACCGAGGCCGACGUUUUCGGCGUCGACGCCGACGACGUGGCGCCGCCGCCCGAGGACCGCGAGCGCGAGUGGGAGGAGCGGGCGCGCAAGGAGCUCCGGAGCCAGGGCGAUGACACGGUCUAA
Molecule: messenger RNA, 1125 nt
Organism: Thyridium curvatum
Lineage: Eukaryota; Fungi; Ascomycota; Sordariomycetes; Thyridiales; Thyridiaceae
Exons: 2
Coding region: 1-1125 (374 amino acids)
Source: RefSeq, a predicted model, not a curated record